Rotaria sordida is the source of this 1245-nucleotide messenger RNA. The record is from the annotation of a GenBank genome assembly. Lineage: Eukaryota; Metazoa; Rotifera; Eurotatoria; Philodinida; Philodinidae.
AUGUCAUCAACUGAAUAUAUUCGAAAGAAAAAUCGUUUAAAAAAACAAUGGUCAUAUAUAAAUGCUGCACUUAAAAUUGUUCAAUUAAAUCAACAAUCUGAAAAACGAAAAUAUCUUUUAGAAGCAAUUAUGAAAUCUGAUUGUCAAACAUUUGAUAAAUUAUUAGAUGAUGAUCCAAUAUUAGUUGAUUGUCCUAUACCAAUUGGUUAUAAUCAUUUUAAUAUUUAUCAAAUUAUAGUCGAACGAUCGACGGAUAUAUUUAUUGAUAAUGUAUUUAAUAAAUAUUUACAUAUGAUUGAUAAUUCAACUGAAGGUGGAAAAAUUCUUGUACCAGUAGCAUGUGAAAGAGGUGAUGGUAAUAUUCUGAAAUUAAUUUUAAAAUAUUUUUCAUAUGCAUCACUUGAUAGUAUUAGUAGUUCAAAUCAAUCACAUAAUUAUUUAUUACAUGAUGAACCACGUCAUUUAAUUCAACGUGAAUUAGAAGCAUAUGAAAAUGAAAUACCAUUAGCAUGUAUUAUUCGCAAUGAUCGUUCUGAUCUUCUAUCAAUAUUAUUUCAAUUUAAAUCUUUUACAUUUGAUUAUUUAAGUCAACAACAAAAACAACAAGUUUUUAAUCUUUGUUUAUUAGCUGAACAUCGUCAAGUUAGUAUUGAUAAAUAUAAUAUAAAAUGGUUUAAAAAUCAAUCAUUACGUCCAUGUGGUUCAAUUGAAUGUUUUCGUUUACUUAUUGAAUAUGCUAAUUUUAAUCCAUUUCAUAUUUUUCAUGAUAAUAUAUCAUUUAUAUCUCCAUUUACACUUAUUCUUGAACCAAUUUAUCUUUAUUUAAUACAAUUACAUAAUAAAUUAUUAAUUGAUUUACAAAUUAAAUUUCAUACACGUUUAUUACGAGCAUUAUAUGAUUUAAUUAAUAAACAAAUGCAAUUAUUUACUUAUCUCAUAACACAUUGUUGUUUUGAACCAACAGAAAUUGAUCUUAUUCGUUUAAAUGAAUGUAAUCAUUAUAUUGAUGAAAUAUUUCAUCAAAGUAAUGAAUAUCAAUUAGUACAACGUACAAUGUUUAAUAUAAAUAAUUUUUUAUUAAAAAUUAAUAAGAAAAAUAAUGAUAAAUGUUUAUCAUUAAAACAAAUAUGUCGAUUUCGUUUUCGUGAUUAUAUACGAAAUAAACAAUGUGUACUUAUACAAAUUGAAAAAACAUUUAUUAAUUUAAGUUCUAGUCAUAAAAAAUAUUUAAAAUGUCUCAUAUGA